UGAUCGUGGUCUGGCCUGGGGGAGUUAUCAAAUUGUUUAUUAAUCUGUUUGUUUAUGUGAGUUUUUCUGUGUUUUCUGUAACACGCAUUCGUUGUAGGGGAAAUUACUUUUUGAAGACAGCAGAUGCAGUCAUGGAACGAGCCCUGAAACCGUUUCCUCAAGAGUGUCUGAUGGAAGGGCAAGUGCUGGAGUCCCAUAUGGAAAUAGCCCAAGUGGCCCCCUCCAUGCAUGCAGCAGUACGGCGGCGACCAUGGGGAUCCCGGCGGCGGACCCGGUCUACCGGCAGCCUGCCAUUUGUCUGGCAUCACAAGCCGAGUGAUGACUCAAGCAGCAGUGUGGGUGGGGAUCCACGUGGUGACAAGGGUCUCUCCAGCAUCCACCAAAGUGACUCGGAUGAUGUGCAAGACUGUUCCAACAUGUUCAGUCUACAGGAUCGUCGCCACCUGCAUCUUGUUGGCAAUAUGGAAUCCGAUUCGGUCAAUGAAAACUUUUCACCCAUACGACCCAGCACGAGGCGGAAAAGAAAAUUUAAGAGGAUGGCAGUCGAUGUGGAAAUGGCCUCUACAUCAGUGCGCCCCCCAAUGUCAUGCAUGAUAGUGAGCAGUGGCAAGAAGAAACGAGUUCUUAGACAUGUGCCCAAUUGUGACAACAGGUACUGUGUGACUGGAGCCAGUUGUGGCAAACGUAAACGAAGUGUGCGCACAGAAUCUCCACGUGUGCUGGGUUUCGCUACACCAGCAGUGCGUGAGGACACCACCAGUGCUCUGCAUCGUCUCAGCCUGCGUGAUGCUCCACCUCCACAGCCCAUGGAGGUGUCGAUUGUCACCGCAACCCCAGCUCCUAGCAGCAGCAGCCUCAGUAGCUCUGAGAGUGACACCGGGGUGUUCACCAAUGAUGAAGGCAGAGAAGGGGAUGAUGAGCAAAGUGACUGGUUCGGGGAAGCAGUUGGAGCUAAGGGCUGGUGGGCUGACUCUGAUAGAGAUGAAGACAUGGAACCCACCUUCCAGGCAAUACUGACUGGCAACCUGGAGCAAAUGUCAGAACGGGCCAAACAGACCUACAGGAUGUUAGCUGACAGAAUGGGUAAGAGUGGUGGAAGGGAAAUACGUGGAGGGCGACGUCGAGUGAGAGCAGAGAAACCAGGCUUCAGUGUAUUGACUUCAGCUAAUGAAAAGCUGUCAAAGUUUUUACAAGAUCCUGCUCAAUCUGAACUCAGAUUGCAUCCAAUGCAGAAGAAGGAGCGGGAGCAGCUGUGUCAUUUAGCCGACUUGUACUCUCUCAACAUGCGACUAUCAGAACCUUCACGCAAGGGUCUAACUUGCCCAGUACUUACUAAAACUAGCAAUACUGUGAGAGUUGAGCAACUUCCCCUAUCUCGACUGAGUACUUUAGGUGACUUCAAGAGGCGAAGGAAAACUCCACCAAGUGGUCAUUUCUCUUCCCCUCCUGAUGUUGACAGUGCCAAUACUAAAUUGCUACGUUCAAAAAAUAUUGGUCAUAAGUCUAGCUAGAAGACUCAAUCUUAUGAAAACUUUAUAUGGAUAUUAUACAAGUGUCUUCAGUUCAACCUGUCCGUAUGUAUCCAAAAAUCUACAGAAUCAACAGUAAAAUGUAUUUUCUGUUUUUAAUUUUCAAAGCUACAAUUUUUAAAUAUCAGUGUUACUAAAUGUUAACAUGUUACAUUAUUAGAAUGUACAGUGUUGAACACAAUUUAGUACAAAUAAAUGCUGUGUAUGUCUUAUUUUAAUAAAUAAGUAAUGGUUUUGAAAAAUAUUUAAAAAUGAGACAAUUUUACACACCAAUACUUGUAUAUUGUUACAUUGAUACAUGUUGGUAAACUCCACAAAGAUACAAAGUCAGAAGAUUGUACUCUUUUAAUUUCCAGUUAAUUAUUUUAAUAUGUGUAUCAUAUUUUUAUGUGAACUAUCAAUUUAUUACUUAACUAUUCUUUAUUUAGCGGAUCGUAAUUCAUUAUUACUUGACCUUUUGAUGCUUUACACAACCUUUCAAUUUGUUUAUCCUGUACAUUUAUUUAUUUAGUAAAACAUCAAGAGUAAUUAUACAUUAAUUUAAUUGGAAGAGUAAGCUGCAUAAUUCAUUUUGUAACACAAUUAUUCUUAAAUUUAUAUGUACUAAAAUACAUCAUUUAUUCAAAUUAUACUUUCCUAAGUCUAUUUAGUCUAUGAUUAGGAAAUGUUUAUUUUUGAUGUUUUCUGCUGAAAUAUAAGUGGAUGGAUCUUAUUUUCUAGUUGAAGGUCAAAAUCUGGAAAUUAUGUAAACAAUAUUCAACAUUGUUUUUAGAUAGUUAAAUUUUUGUACUGUUUUUGUUUACACAUCUUUACUUUAAUAUAAAUAUUACUAAAUUAAUAUUCUUUAUGAAUACUCAUUUUAAUAUUUUCAAUAUUAGGCCAUUAAAUUUGGUUGUGGGCCUUUGGUAAAAAAAUAUUGCUCACAAACACAAUGUGUGUUUUGCAAGUUGAAUAUUAUCCAUUUUUCAGUGUAAUAUGAUAAAGCAAAGGGGCAUAUCUUGUCACUAAGAUUAUCAGUGAAACACAGAUUAUUUAUUAAAUGAUCUAUCUGUUUUAUGUGUGAAAUAUAGCUAGUAUAUAACAUUUAAACAAUUUCAGCUGUCAUUUUGGAUAUUUAAGUUUUCUCAACGGUGAUUAAGUGGCUAUCAGCACUUUUGUAUUAAGUAUGCUUUGAAGAAAUAAAAAACACCAAAGUAC
Messenger RNA from Homalodisca vitripennis (glassy-winged sharpshooter), 2726 nucleotides. RefSeq names its product G patch domain-containing protein 2. The transcript has 10 exons. Gene Ontology annotation, molecular function: nucleic acid binding. Bases 132 to 1511 code for a protein of 459 amino acids. NCBI's taxonomy places the organism in Eukaryota, Metazoa, Arthropoda, Insecta, Hemiptera, Cicadellidae. The record is from RefSeq and is a predicted model, not a curated record.